AUGGCUACCGCGAGUCGAUCCGGGCGGGCUGAUGAUGAGCUCUUCCUCCGCGGCGCAGGAAACGAACCUCAGACGCCAACAGUCGAGCCGCUGCGCAUCAAUAAAAGAGAUUCUGCGUCUGCCUCGCCCCCUUUGAGAACAGGCUCAGCUGGAACCCAGCAGAGCAGCCAAGCACCAGCAACCAAGAUACAGCAACCGCUUCCUUACCCCUCCGGUCCCUCUACAUCUACUAUAGCACCAACAACACAACUUCCUUACCCAGAUGAUAGAUUUCCCAGGGUCAACGAUCGAACACAUCAAGCUCCUUACCCAGAAGAUGGCUCACCUAGGAUUCCUGACGCAGGUCGUUCCUCCCCAGCCUAUGUUUCUUCCAACUCUUCGCCAAGGUCUGGCACCAGUGAACACGGUCGAUUUGGAGUCUACUCUCCUGCCAGGGACGGACAACCUCCUUUAAGCUUGGGUGAACGGAGAGGAAACGUGCCGAAACCUCUUCCGGAAUCACCGGGGCCCGAUCUUCCGGAUAAAGAAGGCUUAUUUCAGAAAUUGCCACAGCGCCAGAAUCCUCCUUCAACACCUGGUCUCCGGCAGGCUCCGGAACGGCCAGCAAAUGCAGCUCAGGAUGAACCCUAUGCGGAUUAUCGACAACAGUAUAGGGCUCCAACGGGGCGCCCGGCAGCUGGAUCUGCCGACGGCGUCGCUGAUGCUUAUGCAAUGCCCACUCCAGGAACAGUUCAUCGUUUACCUUCUACAGCAUCUAUUUCAACAACGCGUGCUCAGCGCGGUUCUCCUCCGCCACCAGAGACACCAGCAGUAGGCCCAGGAGAACCCGUUGGAGGUGGUAUAGAAGCUCGGUAUGCGGCUUCAGGCAUAGCGGGUACCGCUACACUAAAUAGCUUGCAAGCGCAGAAUGCAGCAGCCGCUCAGCGUGCGCAACAGUAUACAGCGAGAACCCCACGGUAUACGCCUGCGCCGGAGAGACAAGAGCCGCCCCGCCGGCCAUGGACACCCACAGAGCUGCCAGGCACUGCGCCUCAUGGUCCACCUACAGUCUACCAAGGACCGACAGAAGUUACACAAUCAGUCACACCAGAGCCAGCUCCUGCGCCCCGCGUUGACUCCCCUGCUUCCUCGGCUCAUUCCCGCGCAUCGCAACCUCCUCACCCACUUGAGCAAGACAUUCAAAGAUUGCAAAUGACAUCUUCGCCUCCUCCGGCAUAUACCAGCGUAACGGGCCCUGCAGCCGCCCAAAGAUACCCUGCAGAGAAACAAGGGCCUCAAAGCGGCACGGCAGUAAAUGCUGGUGGGAUCACAGCCGCAACAUCCGCUGGUCGACCUCUCAAUGGCCAUUCCGCUACUCCUUCGUAUCAGGAUAACCAGAUUCAAAACCACCCAGCAUUUGCAAAUGACCCGAGACAGGCAGUGGCUUCCCCCGGCCCUGGACAAACCACUUUUGCCUCCACACAAAAGCUUGCAAACACAUCACCUGGUCCAGGGUUUGGGGCGGGCCCUGCCUCUCCACCACCAUUGCCCGAAGGCUGGAUUGCACAUCUCGAUCCUAACUCUGGCCAGUAUUAUUACAUUCAUCUUCCCACCCAAUCCACCCAAUGGGAGUUUCCAAAGGGCCCUACUCCAUUGAACUUGAAUGAGCCGCUGUCACCUACAAUCAGCACAUAUGGCGGCCAUAGUCUAGCCUCACCCAUUAUGAGUACAUUUGGUGGGAAAGCUUUAGCCUCUCCUGGAUUCCCAUCGUCCGCUGGGUAUGCCGAGACUGUGUUUAAUCUCGGCAGUCCUCCCGGCGCUGGUUUUACUGGUCCGCCUCCAAGCAGCGGCGUCGAUAUUUACCGUGUUGCUCCAACCAACGGAGUAUACUUUGGUCCGUAUCUUCGGUACACGAAUAUGGAUCUAGAGAGAGGCAUCUGGCUAGGUUCUAUCUUGCUUGUUACGGAUGCUCCUCAACCGCCAACCAUACAUAUUCAUCAAAGCAUUGAUCUUUCUCCAAACCCUCGACAAUUAAAGGCAAAUCCGAUAUUUACUCAUCAGAGAUGGGUCUUUUACCGAUAUGAAAUUGAUCUGCGGAUGGAGGAAGCAAGCACGAGAUGGACCUACGCCAUCACCUCGCACCUCGGGUGCACUCGUUAUGAAUUUCUGAUCGCAGGACGGUACGAGACAAAUUGGAGGUUCAUUGCCCAUUCAGGGAAUGAUUUCUCUUUGAACGUAAACGCAAAUGAGCGAUCUCGUCUCGGUGGAGUAGGCUAUAUGUGGAAAGACAUUAUGCAGAAGCAUGUGGAAUGCGGAGGAUUCCAUGUGCAGCUCGGCCUUGGCGAUCAAAUCUAUGCAGACCGGCUCUGGAAAGAGAUACCGUUGCUCAAGCAAUGGCUUGUAAUGAGUGGCAAAGAAAACAGAAAGAAUGCUGUAUGGACCGCGCAACACGAAGAAGAGGUUUCACAUGCCUACUUCCACUACUACACAAGCCACUUUGACCAGCCACAUUUGAGAGAAGCUUUUGCUCAAAUACCCCAUAUUCUCCAAAUUGAUGAUCACGAUAUUUUUGAUGGGUUUGGCUCAUACCCGGAGUACAUGCAAUUCUCGCAAAUGUUUCGAAAUAUUGGCCGAAUAGGCAUCGAAAUGUAUCUGCUUUUCCAGCAUCAUACGACGCUUGAAAUUCUUCGAAACGUCAGUGAUGACGUAGACCUAUUCACCAUCACUGGUACUGGUUGGCAUUUCGUAAAGUACCUUGGUCCCGCGUUGGUUGUCGUUGGGCCAGACUGCCGAUCAGAACGGAAUCCACAUCAAGUCAUGGCGGGACCGACCUAUCAAGGACUCUUCCCAAAGGUGGCACUUUUACCCCCGAGUGUGCAGCACUGCAUAUGGAUGAUAUCGGUACCGUUGAUUUAUCCUCGGCUGGAAACUGCUGAGACCAUUGCCAACACCGUCGCCACUGGCAAAAAGGCUGUUACCGGAGCUUACAAUGUGCUGGGAAAGGUGACCAGCUCUGUCGCGGGCGUUGUUGGUGCAAAGAACGUGGUAGGAUCAGGUUUUGAAUCAGUCAAGCGAGCAGUUGGCAAGUCUGGGCUUAUGGGCGGCAUUUUGAGUCCGUUUGGUGAAAUUGACAUGCUUGAUGAACUCCGUGAUCAAUGGACGCACGAAUCAAAGGACCUCGAACGGACUUACUUUAUUCGAACACUGCAGGGCAUUGCACACCAAAAGUCUCUCCGAAUGACUAUUUUCUCAGGAGAUGUCAACUGCUGUGGAGCAGGACUUGUCCAUGACCCUACCCGGCCGUCCGAUCAUAAGACCAUGUACCAGAUAAUUGCGUCCUCUGUCGUAAAUGUUCCGCCUCCAUCCUACAUUCUUAAGCUCCUUCACAACAACAAGCCUCUAUAUGUCCCUGCCAAUGGACAUCGCUCGACAAAUGCGCCGUCGGACACAAAAGAAGACAUGAUGGAAAUAUUUCAGAGUGAACCCAAUGGCACUCCACGUGAGCAGAAAAAACUCAUGGGCCGAAGAAAUUAUGCGGUUUGCGUUGCAUACGAUCCAGAGGUCAUUACUGGCACGUUUGGUCAGGCCACUCCUAGUCAUGGCGGUGGAAGAUUAAGCCUCGCGGUGGAUUUCAUGGUCCAAGCUGAUGGAGGGUAUGCUGCGCCGGUGGUCAAAUACGGACCGGUCAUUAUCCCAAGUCUGGAAUACGGUAGGUGA
Messenger RNA from Xylona heveae TC161, 3696 nucleotides. RefSeq lists its product as hypothetical. NCBI's taxonomy places the organism in Eukaryota, Fungi, Ascomycota, Xylonomycetes, Xylonales, Xylonaceae. Gene Ontology annotation, molecular function: protein binding. The record is from RefSeq and is a predicted model, not a curated record. Gene Ontology annotation, cellular component: membrane. The transcript is spliced from 5 exons. The coding region runs from base 1 to 3696 and encodes 1231 amino acids.